CCUUCAGUCUCACUCCCUCCCCCUCUCUCCCUAGUCUCUGUGUCUGUGCCUAUAGCCUCUCUCCCCCUUUCUGUGACAUACAGUAGAUGGUGCAUCGAUUGCACACAGACGCUUGCUUUCCCUCUCGCUGGCUCAGUCCUGUGCGGGGAGGAAGAGGACGGAUUGAGACGUAUCUCUCUGCUUCUCAAGGUACCUUUCCUCAUGCUGAGCUGCUGUGAGGAGCCUGGCCGCAUUCUCUCUCUCAUCUCGGAAGAUUCUGCUAUAGAGAUGUCUGGUGAGAACAUCCUGUCUUCUCCAGAGAUCUGAAACGGGCAUUAUGUCUCAGCUCUUGCACAUGGAGAUCCCAAACCUCGGCAGCACUGUUCUGGACAGCCUGAACGAACAGCGGCUGCUGGGCCAGCACUGCGAUGUGGCCAUCAUGGUCAACGGACAGGCCUUCAAGGCCCACCGCGCCGUUUUGGCGGCUAGCAGCCUUUACUUCCGCGACCUGUUCAGCGGAAGUGCCCAGACGCUCUUUGAGCUGCCCUCGUCCGUGGCCCCAUCCUGCUUCCAGCAGAUCCUGUCUUUCUGCUACACGGGCAGGAUGACGGUGAGUGCCAGCGAUCAGCUGAUGGUCAUGUACACCGCAGGCUACCUUCAGAUCCAGAACAUCGUAGAGCGAGGAAUGGACCUCAUGUUCAAGGCCAGUGCUCCAUACUGCGACUCGCAGACAUCUGCCACAGACGAUCCCCCGAGUCCAAACAACAACAACUCCUCCCUGUUGCUAGGCGACCAGCCCACAACUGUCUGCAAGAUCAAGGAAGAGAAGCUGGAGACCCCGGUGUGUGCUCAGAACGGGGAGCUAAAGCACUCCGAGGAGGACAGGGGACCUAGGGGCAGAUCUUCAAGGAAUGGCACUCUUUUCUACACGAGUGGUGGCGCAAACGGGGUCAUACCCGUGAUGCAUGCUUAUGAGCACUCGUCCCGAGAUCACGCCAGUCCCGGUGCCUCUAGCCUCCCGACCACAGACAGCCCAACUUCACACCAAAAUGAGGAGGAAGACUUUGAAGACGACUCGUAUGAGAGCCUGACAAAUGGGAAGAUCUUCGGCGGCUCGUCCGGGAUAUAUAGCAGUAAAUGUCUUUUACCAGACUUUUCUUUUGCCCCAUUGCAACCCAAAACACUACGGAUUUAUCUCUGUGAGUGUGAUCUGUUGUGUGUCUUCCCAGUUCAAGAGAAGAUGGAGGUGUCCUCCCUUCCUCUGUCCUUGGAGAACCGUUUCUGUGUGCUGUUAGGAGGAGACAGAGAGGCUCUGCCUGCCGGACUCAUCAGCCAGAUCGGCUACCGCUGCCACCCUGCUCUCUACACGGAGGGCGACCCUGGAGAGAGGCUGGAGCUGAUUGCAGGAUCUGGUGUCUUCAUGACUCGUGGGCAGCUUAUGAACUGUCACCUCUGUGCUGGGGUCAAACAUAAAGUCUUGCUGAGACGUCUUCUGGCUGCUUUUUUUGACAGGAACACAUUGGCUGACAGCUGUGGGACUGGAAUACGUUCUUCCAACUGUGAUCCAAAUCGCAAACCACUGGACAGUCGCAUACUCAAUACAGUCAAACUCUACUGUCAGAACUUUGCCCCUAACUUCAAAGAAAGUGAGAUGAAUGUCAUUGCCGCAGACAUGUGCACCAAUGCCCGGAGAGUUCGCAAGCGCUGGCUCCCCAAGAUCAAGUCCAUGCUUCCGGAGGCGAUAGAGGUGUACAGGGGUACUGCGGUCCUGAGCCAGGUGGAAGGAGCUACCCAGCCAGGCGGUGGCUUUCCCUUUGAGUCAGAGUUCAAACACCUGGCAGCGUCAAAUCUGACUCUUGAGCAGCAUCUCUAUGGAGACUGUAGAGAGACACUGAGGAAUGGCUCUCACUUCAAUAUGGAAGAGAGGUCCCAAAAAAGUGAAGAAGCCAAGACUGAGCCAAGCCGAGUUAAAGAGCCAGACAACCCGCAGGAAGUUGAAAGGCUACCGGAGAGUCCCGAGAGAGCGGCCAGCGUGCUCGCCCUCAACCCUGCCAGCAAGAAAGGGGAAAAAGAGCGUGCAACCAGCAGCCCCAGAUCACAGAGAGAGGAACAGAGCAGACAGAGACCACUAAAAGACGAUCAGUGAUGUCCCCCACUUCAUACUAUUAAAAACUGGUCUGCAGCUUCUCACACCAAAAAGGAUCAUUAUCAGUAAAGGCAACCUCCCAUGCCACUGAACAUUACAUUAAAGCUGCAUGAUCAUGGGGACUGGACAUACAACAUUUUUUUCCAGGACAGACUGAAAAACGUCUGCAUUAAAUACAGUUGUGAAUACAAGUUUAUCUACCUCUUGAAGAAUCUACAAAAUGUUUGUUUCUUUUAAAAUAGAGGGAUCAUAACAAUUGCAUUUUAGUUUAUUACUCAGCUUAAGAAGCUCUUUGAAAGAUAUUUACAUUUAUUCCACAAGACAAAAUGAUUAAAUUUACACACCUGACCCUUUUCAAAGGUUUAUAUACCCUUGGAUUUUAAUAUUGUAUAUUGCCUCCUCAAGCAUCAAUGAUUGUUUGUAGGUCUUUUGCGAUAGUUGUGCAUAAGUUUCUAUUUUGUCCUGAGCAGUUAAGCUGUUCUUGAAAAAGCCUCCAGGUCCAGUAAGUUAUUUGGUUUCCCAGCAUGCUCUGCACAUUUGAGUUCUUCCCUACAGUGGCUAUAUAAUGCUGAUAUCCAGCUUUUCUGCUCUGGACAA
This is a messenger RNA of Puntigrus tetrazona (Sumatra barb), 2722 nucleotides long. Its product is annotated as nucleus accumbens-associated protein 2-like. NCBI's taxonomy places the organism in Eukaryota, Metazoa, Chordata, Actinopteri, Cypriniformes, Cyprinidae. Gene Ontology annotation, molecular function: DNA-binding transcription factor activity, RNA polymerase II-specific; RNA polymerase II cis-regulatory region sequence-specific DNA binding; protein binding. The transcript has 5 exons. Gene Ontology annotation, biological process: regulation of transcription by RNA polymerase II. Bases 317 to 2125 code for a protein of 602 amino acids. The record is from RefSeq and is a predicted model, not a curated record.